AUGUCCGUGUAUGUCUACAUCAUUACACAAGUAUUGAGUUCACAUCUAACAAAUUGCCUCAUUGAUAUACAGCCUUCCCAUCCAGGGAAAAUGGUGCAGGCUGGCUUGAAUGGUGGUCCACGCCAUGCCCGUGUCCUUGGAUGGGCCAAGAGUUACACCAAAGACCUCGGCAAGACAGAGAGGGAAGACCAUGAUGCGGAUGUUAUUGGUGCAGCUGGUAUAGCUUGGAGGCUCAUCAAGUCAGCAGCACCCUAUGAAGUUGUGAAGCAUGUUGAACAAUGCCUUCUCAAUGAAGGAAUGCCACACAUGGCAACACAGAAUAUUUCAGAGGGUGCAGGAUUCACAAUCAAGGCUGACAGUGUUGAAUACAAGUUUCCCAACAUUGAACGCUCUCCACCUGAGGUGUAUAUGUCCUGUGGAUAUGCAGCGUGA
Molecule: messenger RNA, 432 nt
Organism: Fomitopsis serialis
Lineage: Eukaryota; Fungi; Basidiomycota; Agaricomycetes; Polyporales; Fomitopsidaceae
Exons: 2
Coding region: 1-432 (143 amino acids)
Source: RefSeq, a predicted model, not a curated record